AUGCCGGUCCCCAGUGGUGGUGCCUUCAGUCAAUCCAAUCAGCCUUCAUGUUUUCAACGGAUGAAAAUGGGGUUCUUUAUGGGGUUCUGCGUUGGCAUGGCCACUGGCGCAAUUUUCGGUGGAUUUAUGUAUUUUCCUUUUAGGCAUGGACUUCGUGGACGCGAACUAAUCCAGACCGUCGGAAAGGGAAUGAUUCAAGGCGGCGGAACUUUCGGAAUGUUUAUGGCUAUUGGUACAGGAAUCCGGUGUUAG
This is a messenger RNA of Mesocestoides corti, 252 nucleotides long. The record is from the annotation of a GenBank genome assembly. NCBI's taxonomy places the organism in Eukaryota, Metazoa, Platyhelminthes, Cestoda, Cyclophyllidea, Mesocestoididae.